Molecule: messenger RNA, 1362 nt
Organism: Stereum hirsutum FP-91666 SS1
Lineage: Eukaryota; Fungi; Basidiomycota; Agaricomycetes; Russulales; Stereaceae
Product: P-loop containing nucleoside triphosphate hydrolase protein
Exons: 7
Coding region: 1-1362 (453 amino acids)
Biological process (GO): mRNA splicing, via spliceosome
Cellular component (GO): intracellular anatomical structure; spliceosomal complex
Molecular function (GO): RNA binding
Source: RefSeq, a predicted model, not a curated record
AUGCCUGCAGAUCUACAGGCCAAGAUAUUCGACCCUACGUCGGACGGGCGGCGAAAGGUCAUUGUGGCUACAAAUAUUGCAGAGACUUCAUUGACUGUUGAUGGUAUCCUCUAUGUCGUCGACGCUGGUUUCUCCAAGCUCAAAGUCUACAAUCCUAAGGUCGGCAUGGAUGCUCUACAGAUCACACCUAUUUCCCAAGCGAACGCGAACCAGCGUACUGGGCGUGCAGGACGUACGGGAAGCGGGUUUUGCUACAGGCUGUACACGGAGAUGGCUUAUAGGAAUGAGCUGUUCGAAAACACGAUCCCGGAAAUUCAAAGAACGAACUUGGCGAAUACAGUAUUGCUGUUGAAAAGUCUUGGAGUCAAGAAUCUUUUGGAGUUCGAUUUCAUGGAUCCACCUCCUCAGGCCAACAUUCUCAACUCCAUGUACCAGCUCUGGGUACUUGGUGCCCUCGACAACGUCGGCGACCUCACGCCUAUUGGUCGCAAGAUGUCGGAAUUUCCGAUGGAACCGUCCAUGGCAAAGAUGCUCAUCACCUCCGUCGAGUACAAGUGCUCGUCUGAGAUGUUGACCAUCGUGUCGAUGCUUUCCGUCCCGAGUGUGUUCUAUAGGCCGAAGGAAAGGAUGGAAGAAGCGGACGCGGCAAGGGAGAAGUUCAAUGUCCCUGAAAGUGAUCAUCUGACGCUGCUGAACGUGUUCAAUCAGUGGAAGAGUCAUGGUUACCGUGAUGAUUGGUCCAUGAAACACUUCCUACACCCCAAGCUCCUCAGGAAAGCUCGUGAAGUCCGUGUUCAACUUGAGGAUAUCAUGAAGUUCCAGAAGAUGGACAUCGUCUCCGCUGGUACCGACUUUGAUAUGAUCCGCAAAGCCAUCACCGCGGGAUACUUCCACCAGGCCGCUCGUGUCAAGGGUAUCGGCGAGUUCGUGAAUAUACGCUCCGGUCUACCAACACAUUUGCACCCAACCAGUGCAUUGUAUGGGCUCGGAUACACCCCGUCAUAUGUCAUCUACCACGAGCUGAUCCUGACCUCGAAGGAGUACAUGACCCAGGUCACAGCCGUUGACCCCUAUUGGCUUGCCGAGCUCGGUUCUGUGUUCUAUUCCGUCCGUGAGAAGAACUUCGAUGAGCGAGGAAACCGCCGUCAAGCAGACAGAGAAUUCUCCAGGCGUGCAGAACUCGAGACGGAGAUGGCCAAACAGCGUGAAGCAACUGCGCGGCAGGCGAAGGAGGAAGCAGAGACGGUCAAGAUUGCAAGUAGUUCAGCUUCGAAGAUUGUCGUUCCCGGAACUCCAAGACAUACGGGCAUCGGGGCAGGAGCCAGAGUCACGCAGACACCGAGGAGAAGAGUGGGUAUUUAG